This is a messenger RNA of Lolium perenne, 1808 nucleotides long. RefSeq lists its product as uncharacterized. The record is from RefSeq and is a predicted model, not a curated record. NCBI's taxonomy places the organism in Eukaryota, Viridiplantae, Streptophyta, Magnoliopsida, Poales, Poaceae.
UGCGCCUCGCACGCCACUCCUCUGUCCUCUCCCCCUUUCUGCAAAAACCCCAACCACGCCUCGCCGCCUCACCCGAUCCCAGCCAAAACCCUAGCCGGCGCAGCAUCCCCAUGCUCCUACGCGCGCACAAGCGCCGCCACGCCGGCAACGGCGACGGAGGAGGCCCGGCUCUGUCCGGCACCAACGGCACCGGGAGGUCCGCGCCGGCCGACCCGCCCGCCCAUUCCGACGGCGGCGGCGGCGGCGGCGUCCACCUCACAGCGCUGCUCGACGCGCUCGGCCUCGGAGCCUUCGCCCGGCUGGACCUCCCGGCCCCGCCCGACGGGCUCGGCCUCACCGCCGCCGCGGACCCCUGCUCGGACCACAUUAUCGUCUCCCUCGGAGGCGUCAGCGUCCUCGCCUCGCCCGCCGACCUCGCGGCCGCGCUCUCGCUGCCGCUGGGCGUGGCCGCGCUCCCCGCGCCCGUGUUCUCCUCCGCGGGGGCGAUCGGCGCCGUCAGGGCGUUCGUGCUCGAUCGGCUGCUGCUGGGCGGGACAGGGGUGCUGCCGGAGGGGACCGCCGCGGCCUUGCAGCUGGUGGAGGACGGGAAGGCGUACGCGGUGGACUGGGGCUGGUUCGUCUGGGCGUUUCUGAUGUCGGAUGUGCUGGUCGGUGAGCCACGGCGCUGCGGCCGGUACCUUUUCCGGUUGAUGAGGUGCAAAAGGCCCGACCUUUUCUCAGAGGUUGACGGGAGGUUUCUCGGGAAGAGGAGGAAAGUCCUAAUCCUGCAGCAGGACGAGAAAUCGCUCCAUGGAAACGGCAUCUACGAUCAGCCCAGGGCAGCAGAAGCAGAGGUUGAAGAGAAAUCGGUUUCUGGACCGAGCAAAAAGUCUGGAGGUGUCAAGGAUCAGCAGCACACAAUUGGAACUGAAGACCAAGAAGAUGGCAGCCACUGCAAUGGCAAUGCUGCCCCAAGCCUCCCUUCUUUCUACGCCAGUAGGCAGCAAGUUCUAGCUCACCUCUCUAACAUGGAGAAUGCACUUCUGGACAAGGAGAGAACUUUGUCGCGCACUCUAGCUGAAAUACGGCGCAUGAAGGAGGAGGAGGAGGAGAAGGACAAUGAGAUAGCGUAUAUCGUUAAGGAAAUAGAGGAGGAACUUCAAGCAAGGCACACCAAAAUCAACCAACUUGAGCAUGACAGAAUGUUGAUGCGUGAUAUUCUUCAUGGAUGCAAAGAAAUGCUCCAAGACUCCUCUGCUGCGUUUCUGGAGUACAGGAAGGCGAUGUGCGAAGGAAGCGGCGUUUCGUCUCUGGAUGUUGUCGCUAAUGAGAAGAAUCAGCUACGUUUUAUGCAGCAGCAAUGGCAGGCCCGUGAAAGAAUCGUUGAUGGGUUUCAAAAACCUAUGCUUUUGAAGGUUACGGCGUGUGCUAAGAAGAUUGCCGUGCUGUUACCAAAGCUCACAGGCCUCAACAAUGAAGUGCAAAGGUUAAAGGGUUCCAGAUCAAUUCCAGAUCUCAAUGUGGGGCCUCAUCUGUGACUUCUGCAUUCAGGAAUCUACAAUGCUGAUGCAGGUGGCCGUUGUCUGUUCAAGUCUUUGGCAGGCAGAAGGAUGUGUAUUUGGGUAUUGCUAAAUAGCUGAGAUGGUUCCCGUAUGGAUGUCUAUUGGUGAUUAGUUGGUCUGUUAUGCUUUUCGUUUCGUCUAUAGCUUAUGAUGAGCAGUAAAGAGGUGAUAUGUCGCCUGCAUUAUCUCCUUAUUGGAUACUUGGUUGGAGCCUGAAGGAUAUGGUGUAUGCUAUCUUUCCCUUCCGUAUUUACUUUUAGUGUCAAA